Messenger RNA from Sarcophilus harrisii (Tasmanian devil), 3117 nucleotides. Its product is annotated as dipeptidase 2. Gene Ontology annotation, biological process: proteolysis. Gene Ontology annotation, molecular function: metallodipeptidase activity. The record is from RefSeq and is a predicted model, not a curated record. The coding region runs from base 861 to 2132 and encodes 423 amino acids. The transcript has 11 exons. Lineage: Eukaryota; Metazoa; Chordata; Mammalia; Dasyuromorphia; Dasyuridae.
UCCCUUUAUAUUUUGGGAUUCUAUUCCAGUUUUGAAGUGAUUCCCCAGAGGACUAUCAGCUGGUAUUCCCUGCCUUCCAUCCUUACUCUUUCUUUGGACUGCGCUUUCCCUAUAGUAUAAUUCAGCCCUAGACCAGGCUCGGUGAAGGUCACCCUUACACUAGCAGUCACCUGAGAGCAUCCUCAGAGAGCCCUUUCCUCGGGGUUGGAGCAGUCCCAAUAAUUUCACACUAGUCCUUCAGGUCCCCCUAAAGUCAGAAAAUAGACCCCCAGGCCCCCCGAGGGCCUACCUUGAGCCACAUGUGGAGAUAUUCCAUCACCAUGGUUUAGAUCUCCUCCAGUUCUGUCUAUACCGAGUUCCCCUGCUUCAGUUAACUGGCUCUCUGGGAGGGAGGCAGCACUCUCACAGUCAAAAGCCACAGAUCAAUCGGUCCACGGGCACCUGCUUCUGACCUGAGACCACCCCUGUCUUCCCAAAGACCACUGAUCCCGGACGAGCCCCCAACUGUGUGGGAUGGCAGCACCCUCACUCAGACUGACCACUCAGAGGCGUCCCUAGCUACAGACAGAAAGUUCCUUUAUUUGGAGUCUCGAGAAGCGGGUGGUCCAGCACUGAGUCUAAAGGGGAAGCUCAAUGCUUGAAGGCCACUGGACAGACAGCUUUUAUCAUCAAAACCCAAAAAAUCCAAGGUACUUCCCUAACCCACCUGUUCCUCCUUGUCUGCAGGGAAUAAGGAAGUUCCCAGUCUUUCUGCAAAGUACUUUCUCAAAGGCUUUACAAGAAUAGGAUUGUCACAGUGGCAUUUUGCAAGGACCUCCACGUGCCUCAGGCCUCCCCAGGCUUGCAGGCUCCUGCCGGACAUGGAGAAGGCGCGGGGGCUGCUGCUGCUGCUGCUGCUGCUGCUGGGAGCGGGCACAAGGCCCAGCGGGGGCUCCGAGCUGGGGGAGAGAGCCCGCGCCCUCAUGAGAGCCCACCCGCUCAUCGACGGCCAUAACGACCUUCCGGGAAUCCUGAGAUGGUUCCAUCAGAACCGACUCCAAAAUCUGGACCUGAAAACCUUCAGCCAAAGCCAGACCAACAUCCAGAAGCUCCAGGCAGGAAUGGUGGGGGCCCAGUUCUGGUCGGCCUACGUCCCCUGCCAAACUCAAGACAAAGAUGCUUUGCGCCUGACUCUGGAGCAGAUCGAUGUCAUCAAGCGGAUGUGCAAUGCUUAUGAGGAACUGGAAUUCGUGACCUCGGCGAAAGAACUUAAUGAGACCCGAAAGUUGGCUUGCCUGAUUGGGGUGGAAGGUGGCCACUCCAUGGAUGGAAGCCUGGCCAUCUUGCGAGCAUUCUAUGACCUUGGCGUGCGCUACAUGACUUUGACACAUUUCUGUAACACGCCCUGGGCAGAGAGCUCCUCGAAGGGUCUACAUCACUUUUACCCAAAUAUUAAGGGACUAAAUACCUUUGGGGAGAAAGUGAUAAAGGAAAUGAACCGUUUGGGCAUGAUGGUGGACCUCUCCCAUACGUCAGUGGCCACAGCCAAAAGGGCAAUGAUUCUGUCUGAGGCUCCAGUGAUCUUCUCCCACUCAUCCGCCUUCUCAGUGUGCAACAACACUAGAAAUGUGCCAGACACCCUCCUGAAGCAGUUGAAGAGGAAUGGCGGCAUUGUGAUGGUGACCUUCUCUGUAGGCGUGAUUCAGUGUCAGCUGUUGGCCAACAUCUCCACAGUAGCAGAUCACUUUGACCAUAUAAAGAAACUUAUUGGAGCCGAGUUCAUGGGGAUUGGAGGAGAUUAUGAUGGUGUUGGCAAGUUUCCAGAAGGCCUGGAAGAUGUCUCCAAAUACCCUGCUUUGAUCGAGGAGCUGAUGAGACGGGGUUGGAGUGAAAAGGAACUGCAGGGUCUUCUUCGGGACAAUCUCCUGAGAGUCUUUCAGAAAGUGGAACAGGUGCGGCAACAGAGCAAGAGCCAGAGACCCAGUGAAGAACUACUUUCUGAAGUACUGACAGAUAAUAAGUGUCGUUCAAGUUUCCAGCAACUGAUAAAACUGAAGCCACUUUGGAAUGGGCAGCCUUUCCUGGGCCCAGCUCUGCAUCUCAUCUCCUUUGCCCUUGUUUUUAUAUCCUUAAUGGGGCAGCUCUUCCUCUGAGAGAGAAGGUUGGGGAGAUCAGAACAGAUCUGAAGCCUUCGGUUUUGGCCCUUGGAAGAUAGACCUUGGUCUGGUUUAGAGAAACAAUCGUAUCCUCCUCUCUCCUUCUGGUACCCUUCUACUCCCUGGCUAGGUUAUUGUCCCCAUUUAGAAGUAAAGGCCUGUCAGAUAUUGCCUUCUCACUGCAGCCUUCCUUUCUAGUGGUCAAUUAAAUUUCCAAUGGUUUUUCCUGAGAACCAGACUCAUCUGCUGGAAGCCUCAGGGUGAAGGUAGGGAGGAUGGUAGUGAUGGUACAGAAUCUAAGUAGUUUGCAAAUUAUCGCCCCAAGUGCUCCAGAUUCAGAUCCAAACCCCUGUCUUGGUAUUACAUAAUUUCCAGGAGGAUGUGUGAUUAGUAAUUCCCUUUUCUUGAGAAGCCAGGGAUACAGCUUUGUUUCCUUCCUAGCAGAAGCUCUAAUGAGGGGAAAUCAAAACCUGUCUAUCAUCUCUGCUUCCUACCCCUUAACUAGGAAAGAAUGUCUCUAGGCCAAUAAUUCAGGCAAGAGAGCCAACAAAUAAUAGGACCAUGAAGGAUUGUGGAGACUCAAGUUCUCAUCAUGUUCACCCCUCAAACUGACCUUCUCUGAACUGACUCAGAUGCCUCUGGAAUUGUGGAGUUUGCAUCUUCAACUUAUGUUCAAUGGCAUCUUUUUCCAUUAACAUUUACUUUCUGUUUGGAAGUAAAGGUCUGACUUUUUUUUAGCCCUAAAUUUAGCAUCAUAGCAUCUUAUCAGCAAUUCAUAUCUUAUAACUUGCUUUUCCCUCUCUACCUCCUUUUUCCGUUCUGAGGUUUUCAUUAUUUCUAGACCCCCAUUCUGAAUUCCAAUGAGAAAAUUUAUACAUUUUCCCCUGGAAAGGCUGCUAAGAUUAGGUAGGGCAUUGAUUUCUAUCCAACAAUCUUUACUCACCAGCCUAGAUCAAAUGAGUAAGAAUAAAUUUAUUGAAAA